Messenger RNA from Papaver somniferum (opium poppy), 1030 nucleotides. RefSeq lists its product as uncharacterized. The transcript has 2 exons. The record is from RefSeq and is a predicted model, not a curated record. Gene Ontology annotation, molecular function: nucleic acid binding; RNA-DNA hybrid ribonuclease activity. Lineage: Eukaryota; Viridiplantae; Streptophyta; Magnoliopsida; Ranunculales; Papaveraceae. Bases 86 to 613 code for a protein of 175 amino acids.
GCUAUAUACAAUAAUCUCGUUGUGACUAUGAGUAAUAUUGACUUGUCAGACUGGUUUACUCAAAUAUUCAUGUCUCCUGUUUUUCAUGAUGGAACUGCUCAAAAAAGAAUCAGUUCAGCAACAAUCAGGUGAUGUGCAUAGAGCCUCUGAUGUAAUCAGAUGGAACCCCCCUUGUUUAAAUUUUGUCAAAAUAAAUUUUGAUGUAUCCUUUUUAGAUGGAUCUACUCCUAGUGGAAUUGGACUAAUUCUGAGAAGUUGUACAUGGAAAUUUGAAGGAGCCAAAGGGGAAAGGAUUCAAGUAGUUGAUGAAGAACAAGGAGAAGUUGUUGCUGCUUUAGAGUCGAUUAAAUGGGCUAUGGAGCAGGUAAUAAAGAAUUUGAUUUUAGAAGGUGAUAAUAAAAAUGUAGUCAAUGCCAUUAAUGGCAAUAUGAACUAUAUUAACCGGACUACAAAUAGUGUAGUUCAGGAAUGUCUUUUUCUGUUAAAAAGUUUUAAGAAUUGGUCUUGUUCUUUUGUUAAGAGAGAUGCAAACUCAGUUUGGCAAAACAUGUUAGAACCAAUGGUAAUGGUCUUUGGUACCUUGUCCCUCCAAAUUUCCUUCAUGGAGAUUUAAGGAAGGAUCUAUCUAUGUAAUUUGCUUGCUUUGAAAUAAAAUUUCUCUUAUUUAAAAAGAAAAAAAAAAACUCCAACCAAUUCCUCAUGUCCAUCUAGCUAACAUCACCUCUGAACGUGACAGUUUCUUCACCCACCGGCAGCUACAGUACUUUAUGCUUGCUGUUGUUGUACAGACGUAGAAUGAUCACAACCAAUCACCUCUCCGUACCAGCUCUGGCAGCGCACCAAUUUCUAUUGCCUGACCGUAUCUAAGCACCUUCCCCGUUAACUGAAUCGAUGGCAAUGGUUCCGUACAAAACCAGCCAACAAACAUCUCUCUCUUAUCUCCAUUGUUGCUAGACUUCGUUUCUUUCAGCCAUUAGAACAACCAAAAACCAUGAAGGAAGGUUACUGCCGGAUUCAAAUAUAGUCUCCC